Hemiscyllium ocellatum (epaulette shark) is the source of this 9679-nucleotide messenger RNA. It is a transcript of the gene kalrna, whose product is annotated as kalirin RhoGEF kinase a. Lineage: Eukaryota; Metazoa; Chordata; Chondrichthyes; Orectolobiformes; Hemiscylliidae. Gene Ontology annotation, biological process: axon guidance; protein phosphorylation; intracellular signal transduction. Gene Ontology annotation, cellular component: postsynaptic density; cytoplasm. The coding region runs from base 538 to 9510 and encodes 2990 amino acids. Gene Ontology annotation, molecular function: protein binding; guanyl-nucleotide exchange factor activity; ATP binding. The record is from RefSeq and is a predicted model, not a curated record. The transcript is spliced from 61 exons.
GCUCCCCUUGUUGUCCCAGACCGCCGAUGUCCGGUUACUGACACCCCGCCGUCCCUCAAUGGUCUUUGUCAGUACUUGUUUUUCUCCUAAUUUUUUACAACCCCACACCCCCAAACAAAAUGCAGACAGCCCUCCGGCCGGUGUAACUGUCUCCGGGCCUCUUGUCAUUGGGAUCAUUUCCACGGAAGGCUCCGGAAAGCUGAUAACAUUGAAGUUGGCUGCAAAGAAGACUUUCAUUUCACGGAAUUCUCCAGUAACGCAAGGCCUAAUCGGGGGAGAGUUGAAGUAGUGGUGGCAGGGCUCCGGAACUGUCCGCUAGUGAAAAUGCAUUGAGCGAGCCCAUGUGUAGCCUAUUGUUGCUAUUGUGAUGCUGCUGUUGGAGAGAGGAGGGCGCCUUUGAACAAUAGAGGACAAAUAUAGAGGCUCUUGGUCGAGCACAGCCUUCCCCAAAACACCACUGCUUAACAGCACCGAAUAUGGAGCCUAGCCUGCAGUAGAAGUGGAUGUAAUUUGUUGUAUUUCUGCACCGAGCCAACGAUGAAUUCCGCAGAAGGGGCAGACGAAUGCGUCAACGAUGGUGACAUUGCAGCAUUUUUCAAGACAGGACCUUUCAGAAAUGAUGGAUUAAAAGUAUCUGAUGUGAUGCCUAUAAUGAAGGAAAAAGUAGCCUUUGUUUCAGGAGGACGUGAUAAAAGAGGUGGUCCAAUCUUAACGUUCCCAGCUCGGAGUAAUCAUGAUAGAAUAAAACAAGAGGAUCUCCGGCAACUUGUCACAUACUUAGCAAGUGUGCCCAGUGAAGAUGUGAGUAAAAGAGGAUUUACUGUUAUCAUCGAUAUGAGAGGUUCCAAGUGGGAUUUGAUCAAGCCUCUACUUAAAACUCUCCAGGAAUCUUUCCCUGCUGAUAUCCAUGUUGCACUGAUUAUCAAACCAGAUAACUUCUGGCAGAAGCAAAAAACCAACUUUGGGAGUUCAAAAUUUAUAUUUGAGACAAGUAUGGUAUCUGUAGAAGGACUUUCUAAGUUGGUGGAUCCUUCCCAAUUGACUGAAGAAUUUGAUGGUACACUGGAGUAUAAUCACGAUGAAUGGAUUGACCUUCGACUGGCCUUGGAAGAAUUCAUAAGCAGUGCUGUGCAUUUGUUGUCCAGACUAGAAGACCUGCAGGAGAUGUUGGCAAGGAAAGAGUUUCCCCUGGAUGUUGAAGGUUCUAGAAAAUUAAUUGAUGAACAUACACAAUUGAAGAAAAAGGUUAUCAAAGCCCCGGUGGAGGAACUGGACCAUGAGGGACAAAGAUUGCUGCAGUGUAUAAGGUGCAGUGAUGGUUUUUCUGGAAAGAACUGCAUAUCUGGCAGUGCAGAUUUUCAAAGCGUUGUGCCAAAGAUCACCAGUCUACUGGAUAAACUACACUCAACUAGACAGCAUUUGCAUCAAAUGUGGCAUGUUCGGAAACUGAAGCUAGAUCAAUGCUUCCAACUUCGGCUGUUUGAGCAAGAUGCAGAAAAGAUGUUUGAUUGGAUUAGCCACAACAAACAAUUGUUUCUUCAAAGUCACACUGAGAUUGGAGUGAGUUAUCAGCAUGCUCUGGAUCUACAGACUCAGCACAAUCACUUUGCUAUGAACUCAAUGAAUGCAUAUGUCAACAUCAAUCGCAUCAUGUCUGUUGCAUCAAGGCUUUCAGAGGCUGGUCAUUAUGCAUCCCAGCAGAUCAAGCAGAUAUCUGCCCAACUUGAUCAAGAGUGGAAGAGUUUUGCAGCCGCUCUAGAUGAACGUAGCACAAUCUUGGCAAUGUCUGCUGUAUUUCACCAGAAGGCUGAACAGUAUUUGUCAAGUGUUGAUAUCUGGUGCAAAACCUGUGCUGAAGGAGGACUUCCAUCUGAAAUGCAAGAUUUGGAGAUUGCAAUUCACCAUCAUCAAACGCUGUAUGAACAGAUCACGCAGGCAUAUGCAGAGGUAAGUCAGGAUGGCAAAGCUCUUCUAGAUGUACUGCAGCGACCGUUAAGCCCAGGGAAUUCUGAGUCACUCACUGCAACUGCAAAUUACUCCAAAGCAGUCCAUCGAGUCUUGGACAUUGUGCAUGAAGUGUUACAUCACCAGAGAAGGCUUGAAAGUAUCUGGCAGCAUCGCAAAGUACGUCUGCAUCAACGGCUUCAGCUGUGUGUUUUUCAGCAGGAUGUUCAACAGGUUUUAGACUGGAUAGAAAAUCAUGGAGAAGCAUUUCUAAGUAAACACACUGGGGUUGGGAAGUCACUUCAUAGAGCUCGGGCUCUUCAGAAGAGGCAUGAUGAUUUUGAAGAAGUGGCUCAGAAUACUUAUACAAAUGCUGAUAAGCUGUUGGAGGCAGCAGAACAGUUAGCUCAGACUGGAGAAUGUGAUCCUGAGGAGAUCUACAAAGCUGCUCGACACCUUGAAGUACGGAUUCAAGAUUUUGUACGAAGAGUGGAGCACAGGAAACUUCUGCUCGAUAUGUCAGUGUCAUUUCACACCCACACAAAGGAGCUCUGGGCGUGGAUGGAAGAGCUUCAAAAGGAGCUGUUGGAAGAUGUUUGUGCUGACUCGGUGGAUGCAGUGCAGGAACUUAUCAAACAGUUUCAACAGCAACAAACAGCCACGCUUGAGGCAACCUUGAAUGUCAUUAAGGAAGGGGAGGACCUAAUUCAACAACUCAGGGACUCUGCAAUUUCCAACAAUAAAACCCCACACAAUAGCUCCAUCAGCCACAUUGAAAGUGUUCUCCAGCAGCUCGAUGAAGCCCAGGGACAGAUGGAAGAGCUUUUCCACGAGCGAAAAAUCAAGUUAGAUAUUUUCUUGCAGCUUCGGAUUUUUGAGCAGUACACAAUUGAGGUGACAGCAGAGUUAGAUGCCUGGAAUGAAGAUCUGCUUCAUCAAAUGAAUGAUUUUAAUACAGAAGAUCUAACUUUAGCUGAACAGCGACUGCAGCGACACACAGAGCGCAAACUGGCCAUGAACAACAUGACAUUUGAUGUCAUUCAGCAGGGCCAAGAUUUACAUCAGUAUAUCAUGGAAGUGCAAGCCUCAGGAAUUGAACUAACUUGUGAUAAAGACAUGGAUCUAGGAACACAAGUGCAGGAACUGCUGGAGUUUCUUCAUGAUAAACAACAAGAGCUCGAGUUGAAUGCUGACCAGACCCAAAAGCGCCUCGAGCAAUGUUUACAGCUUCGUCACCUACAGGCAGAGGUUAAACAGGUAUUAGGCUGGAUACGAAAUGGAGAGUCUAUGCUCAAUGCAAGCCUUGUUAAUGCCAGCUCACUAUCUGAGGCAGAACAGCUUCAGCGAGAACAUGAGCAAUUUCAGCUGGCCAUAGAGUCCCUCUUUCAUGCCACUUCUUUACAGAAAACCCACCAAAGUGCCCUUCAAGUACAGCAGAAGGCUGAGACCAUGCUACAAGCUGGCCACUAUGACUCAGAUGCCAUCAGAGAAUGUGCUGAGAAAGUAGCACUUCACUGGCAACAGCUAAUGCUGAAGAUGGAAGACAGACUCAAACUGGUUAACGCAUCUGUGGCUUUCUAUAAGACAUCUGAACAGGUGUGCAGUGUCCUUGAGAGUCUGGAACAAGAGUACAGAAGGGAUGAAGACUGGUGUAGAGGCCAAGAUAAAUUGGGGCCAAAUGCUGACACUGACCAUGUGACACCAUUAAUAAGCAAGCAUUUGGAACAAAAAGAAGCCUUUCUUAAGGCCUGCACUCUGGCGCGUAGGAAUGCUGAGGUAUUUUUGAAGUACAUUCAUAGGAACAAUGUGAGUAUGCCUGGUGUGGCUGCUCACACAAGAGGCCCUGAACAGCAAGUAAAAGCUAUUCUGAGUGAGCUGCUCCAGAGAGAGAACAGAGUUCUUCAUUUCUGGACAAUGAAAAAGAGAAGACUAGACCAAUGUCAGCAGUAUGUGGUGUUUGAAAGAAGUGCUAAACAGGCUUUGGACUGGAUCCAAGAAACAGGCGAAUAUUACCUCUCCACCCAUACCUCUGCUGGGGAAACUACUGAAGAAACUCAGGAUCUUAUGAAAGAAUAUGGUGAAUUCAGGAUUUCUGCCCAGCAAACUAAGGAAAAGGUGAAGCUCAUCAUUCAGCUGGCUGACAGUUUUGUGGAAAAGGGACAUGCACACGCCUGUGAGAUUAAGAAAUGGGUCACAGCAGUCGAUAAACGUUAUCGAGAUUUCUCACUGAGAAUGGGAAAAUACAAAUCGUUUUUGGAAAAGGGCCUUGGAAUCGCCUCUGAGGACAAUAAAGAUCUAGAACUGGACAUCAUUCCAGCGAGUCUCACUGACCCAGAGGUUAAGCUGCGAGAUGCCAACCAUGAAGCUAAUGAAGAAAAAAGAAAAUCUGCCAGAAAGAAAGAGUUUAUAAUGGCUGAACUCCUCCAGACUGAAAAGGCAUAUGUUCGGGAUUUACAUGAGUGUCUUGAGACCUAUUUCUGGGAAAUGACCUGUGGAGUGGAAGAGAUUCCCCCUGGUAUUAUUAACAAGGAACAUAUCAUAUUUGGAAAUAUCCAGGAGAUCUAUGAAUUUCAUAACAACAUCUUUCUGAAAGAACUAGAGAAGUAUGAACAGCUGCCAGAAGAUGUAGGACACUGUUUUGUCACAUGGGCAGACAAAUUCCAAAUGUAUGUCUCAUACUGCAAAAACAAACCUGACUCGAGCCAGCUAAUCUUAGAGCAUGCAGGCGCCUUUUUUGAUGAAAUUCAACAAAGACAUGGUUUGGCCAAUUCCAUUUCAUCCUACCUAAUUAAACCUGUUCAGAGAAUCACUAAGUACCAGCUCCUACUGAAGGAACUUUUAACCUGCUGUGAAGAAGGCAAAGGCGAAUUAAAGGAUGGUCUUGAAGUGAUGCUUAGUGUACCCAAGAGAGCCAAUGAUGCAAUGCAUGUCAGCAUGCUGGAGGGAUUCGAUGAAAACUUUGAUGUUCAAGGUGAACUCAUCCUUCAAGACACCUUCCAAGUAUGGGAUCCCAAAUCUCUUAUUCGUAAAGGACGGGAACGGCAUUUGUUUCUCUUUGAAUUAUCCUUGGUAUUUAGUAAGGAGAUUAAGGAUUCUUCAGGACACAGUAAAUACGUUUACAAGCACAAGUUACUAACAUCAGAGUUAGGGGUAACAGAGCAUGUGGAAGGUGAUCCUUGCAAAUUUGCCUUGUGGGUUGGCCGAACGCCUUCUUCAGACAACAAGACUGUCCUAAAGGCCUCAAACAUUGAAACAAAACAAGAUUGGAUCAAAAAUAUUCGGGAGGUCAUACAGGAAAGAACUAUCCACCUGAAGGGAGCUUUGAAAGAACCUAUUCAGCUACCUAAAACCCCAGCAAAACAGAGGAAUAACAGUAAAAGGGACAUGGGAGAAGAUGGGGAUAGUCAGGGAGAUGGCAGCAGUCAGCCAGACACUAUUUCCAUUGCAUCAAGGACCUCACAGAAUACGAUGGACAGCGAUAAGCUUUCUGGAGGUUGUGAAUUGACAGUGGUGCUGCAAGACUUCUUAGCAAGCAACGGCAGUGAACUCAGUAUCCAAAUAGGACAGACUGUUGAGCUCUUGGAGAGACCCAGUGAAAGGCCUGGCUGGUGCUUAGUACGUACAACCGAUAGAAGCCCUCCACUGGAAGGUUUGGUUCCAAGCAGCACACUCUGCAUUUCUCACUCCCGCAGCAGCGUGGAAAUGGAAUGUUUCUUCCCAUCUGGAAAAGAUGCAUAUUCACCAAAUGACAAUGGAGCAAAGUCUGAAUCUGUUUCAAACCUUCAGCCUCAGCCUUCGUUAAACUCCAUGCAGAACUCCCCAGGACCCAAGCGUUCAGGAAAUACACUGAAGAAAUGGCUGACUAGUCCUGUCCGUAGACUCAGCAGUGGCAAAGCUGACAAUCGGAAGAUUGUUAAGCAGAAAAGAAGCAGGAAUGGCAAGGCGAGCAUAGAUCCAGCUUCACCCAAGGCAGGGGAGAAUGAAAGUGCACCUCAGGAGGACAGUGCAGAUGAGAAGGGAAGGAAAGAUGAACCACCCAGUGGCACUUUAUCCAAGUCUUCUUCUGGAAUGCAGAGUGGAGGAGAGGAUGAACCAGAUGACGAGUCGCAUACUCCACUUCCUCCCCCAAUGAAAAUCAUUGAUAAUGAUCCAUCACCAGAGGAUUGCUCCUCUUUGCAUACUGCCCGUCAGAGUGCUUCUGAAAUUCCCAGUGCUGCGGACCUUGUCAGUGCAAUCGAAAAACUGGUUAAAAGUAAACUGACUCUGGAACCAGGCUGCUCCUUUCGAAGUAAUUUGAAAGAUCCCCUUAGUCCUGAGUCAAUGAAUUCUUCAAUGUUACCUGGAGAUCUUGAUGAAGAAAAGCGAGCCAAAGCACUCAAAGGCAGAGCAUAUGUCCUAAAUGAGCUUGUUCAAACUGAGAAGGAUUAUGUGAAAGACUUGGGUGUUGUGGUAGAGGGUUUCAUGAAAACGAUAGAAGAUAAAGGAGUUCCUGAUGACAUGAAAGGAAAAGAGAAGAUAGUUUUUGGAAAUAUUCAUCAGAUUUAUGACUGGCACAAUAGCUAUUUCCUGGGAGAACUGGAAAAAUCCCUUCAGGAACCAGAGCGUUUGGCAGAGCUCUUCAUCAAGCAUGAGAGACGUUUAGGCAUGUAUGUGGUGUACUGCCAAAACAAGCCAAAAUCUGAAUAUAUUGUGGCAGAAUAUGAUGCCUUCUUUGAGGAGAUAAAACAGGAAUUGGGUCAGAGACUUAGCCUGAGUGACUUUCUUAUAAAGCCUAUUCAGAGGAUAACAAAGUACCAGCUACUUAUCAAGGACUUUCUGAAAUACAGUGAAAAGGCUGGACUUGAAUGUUCGGAGAUUGAGAAAGCUGCUGAUGUGAUGUACCUUGUACCAAAACGCUGCAAUGAUAUGAUGAAUUUGGGAAGACUUGAGGAUUUUGAUGGCAAAAUCACAGCUCAAGGGAAAUUGCUGCAGCAGGAUACGUUCUAUGUAACCGAACAAGAUUCCGGAGUUCUCUCCCGAAGUAAGGAACGAAGGGUCUUCCUGUUUGAACAGAUUGUAAUCUUCAGUGAACUACUGAACAAGGGUUCCUCAACACCAAGGUAUCAAUUCAAGAACAGCAUUAAGAUGAGUUAUCUUAAUAUUGAGGAGAAUGUGGAAAAUGAACUGUGCAAGUUUGCUCUAAUAUCCCGUGGAACCUCUGAGCGGUUCAUCUUACAGGCACCGAGCAUUGAGGUCUGGCAGGCUUGGGUUCAGGAUAUCAAUCAAGUUCUUGACGCUCAGCGUAAUUUCUUAAAUGCACUCCAAUCACCAAUUGAAUACAUGAAAAAAGAAAGUGGUAGUCAAUCCUUAGUCAAAACACAAGCAAGCCGGAUACCCCAGCCCAAAAUCAGAGCACUCUCCACUCCACAGGUGGGGUCUGAAAAGCCACCGAAGUCAUCGGCUCACAAUCCAUCACUACCAGCUUUAAAGCUAUCUACCUCCAAUGGCACUACAAACUUCAAUGACGAUCAGCAAUACGGAGAUAAUUACGAGCAAAUCAAGAACAAUACUGCUGGAUGCAAUGGGACCUCUACCAUGUUGGUCACUCAAGAUUAUGGUGCAGUGAAGGAGAAUGAGAUCUGCGUAUUUCAGGGAGAAGUGGUUCAGGUCCUCGCCAUUAACCAGCAAAACAUGUUCCUAGUAUACCGACCUGCAAAUGAACACUCCCCUGCUGCUGAAGGGUGGAUUCCAGGCUUUAUCCUGAGUUAUACCAGUGAUUACUCCACAGAGACUGACGAAGGAUGCAUCAAGAAGUCAUGUUCUUGGCAUACAUCACUGCAUUUGAGAAAACGUGGAGAAAAGGAGAGCAGUGUGAAAAAUGAAGGGAGGUUUGAAAAUGAUGAUCGUAAAUCCAAGGAUAUUCUGACCAACAAAGCCUCUGCUGAUGAAUCUAACAGUUCUGAGGAAUCCGAAUGUGAUGAUCUUGACCCUAAAACUAGUAUGGAGUUGCUAAAUCCAAAUUUUAUUCAUGAAGUGCCACCUGAAUUUCUCAUCCCUUUAGCUGAUUUGACAUGUGCUAUUGGUGAAACAGUCAUACUACGUUGUAAAGUAUGUGGACGACCCAAACCUACUGUGAGCUGGAAAGGACCAGAUCAAAACGUACUUGUUAAUGACACUCGCUAUACCCUAUCAUUCAGUGAUUCAGGAGAGGUUAUGCUUAAAAUUUGCAAUAUCAUGCCUCAAGACAGUGGAAUAUACAGUUGUCAGGCUAUGAAUGAAAUGGGAUCAACAUCAUCUUCAGCUACAAUUAAAGUGCAGGGUGUGCCAGCAGCUCCAGGCCGGCCUAUAGCCCAGGAGAGGAGCAAUAGCUCUGUUAUUCUGAGAUGGUUACCUCCAGCCAGCACAGGAAACUGCACCAUUUCCAGUUACACUGUUGAAUAUAGAGAAGAAGGAACACUGGCAUGGCAGCAAUCAGUAGCAUCCACUUUGGACACCUACCUUGUGAUUGAGGACCUGAUUCCAGGCUGUCAGUACCAGUUCCGAGUCAGUGCAAGUAAUCCUUGGGGAAUCAGCUCACCAAGUGAGCCAUCUGAUUUUGUAACACUGUCUUGCAGCAAUGGUAAGUUCAACUAUGAUGACUCAAGAAUUCCAUGGAAGGAUAACUUUGAAUCUGCUUACACAGAACUAUUUGAGAUUGGAAGGGGUCGUUUCUCUGUGGUGAAAAAAUGUAUACAAAAGUCAACUAAAAGGGAAGUAGCUGUCAAAUUCAUCAGCAAAAAAAUGAAGAAGAAAGAUCAAGUAGCACAUGAGGCAGCGAUCUUAUUAAAUCUGCAACACCCACAAUUUCCUGCAAUAUGUGAUACAUACGAGUUUCCCUCUGGCUACAUUUUAGUUCUCGAACUCUUGGAUAAUGGUCGCUUGCUUGAAUUCUUGGUAAAUCAAGGGGAACAUUUGGAAGAAAAAGUAGCCUUUUACAUCCGGGACACUUUGGAGGCUCUCCAGUAUCUACACAAUUGCAGAGUUGCUCAUUUGGAUUUGAAGCCCGAAAAUCUAUUGAUUGAUCUUCACACGCCUGUGCCACGUGUCAAGCUUAUAGAUUUGGGUGACGCUGUUCAAAUCACAACUUAUUAUUAUGUACAUCAGUUGUUGGGAAAUCCAGAAUUUGCAGCUCCUGAAGUAAUACAGGGAACACCAGUUUCACUGAGUACAGACAUCUGGAGUCUUGGAGUUCUCACGUAUGUGAUGCUGAGUGGGGUAUCCCCCUUCUUGGACGAGAGUGUAGAGGAAACAUGUAUGAACAUUUGUCGACGGGACUUCAGUUUCCCUGAUGAGUAUUUUCAGGGAAUUAGUCAUGUUGCACGAGACUUCAUUAGGGCACUGCUUCAGGGAGACUUUCGUUGGAGACCUACAGCUGCCACUUGUUUACAAAAUCCUUGGCUACAUCCUCAGAAUGACAGCUAUUCCACAACUCCACUGGAUACCUCAAGGUUGGCUUUGUUUAUUGAACGCCGCCGACAUCAAAAUGAUGUGCGUCCUAUCAGCAAUUUGAAAGGUUUCUUACCAAGCAAUCUUGGAUCAAGGAUGUGAAACAAUAAUGACCUGUACGUAUUGAGUCACUGAAUUGCUGAACAAUGCGUUGAGAGCAGUUUUACUCCACACAGUACUGGAGUGUAGAGGCUGAGCACAACUUGAAUCGGAUUUAAACUGGUUAAUGUUACUACAAAAUCACACAUAUAUAUAUAGAAUAUUCCUGAAA